UCUUAUGUAGUUUCUCAAUCUCACUAUAAAUUUUGUGGCAACUAUAACCUUUUGACUCAAGUUAUAUAAAUCACUUUUCUCUUUUCUCUUUUCUCCAUUGCAUUCUUUAUGUCUUAUAGCUAUUUCCCCAUUACUUUCCAAAGAAAGAUGGAAUACACUCAAAACCCUAAUAAAUCUGAGCAAAUAAGAUGGAACUCAGAUGAUAUAGGUGGUCCAGCACAAGCUAGAUCCUAUUCUUGCACUUUUUGCAAGAGAGGGUUUUCAAAUGCACAAGCAUUAGGAGGCCACAUGAAUAUCCAUAGAAGAGAUAGAGCCAAGCUCAAACAACAAUCUUCUGAAGAAAACUUGCUUUCUUUGGACAUAUCAACUAAGAACACAAUUGACCAUGUUGAUUUGGAAGAGAAUCAUGAGACUCAAAAAGGAAAGUUGGUUACAACCAAAGAACUUCCUAGAAGUUCUUCAUUUGUUGAUAUAAAGGGAAGUGGUGGGGUGACACAUAGGAUUGAAGAGAAUAAAUGUGAUUUAGACCUUGAACUUAGGUUAGGUUAUGAGCCAAUAGGUUCUUCAUCAUUGAGCACUCGAUCAUUCUUUUGAGUUGCAUGCCAAUUGAAAAAUUGGCUAAACUAGGUCACUUUUUUUUCCUAAAGUAUAUUAAUUCUGGUUUUUUAUAUAAACAAAAAGGUAUUGUUAAUAUAGAAAACCAGAGAAAAUAACUAAAUGUGAAAUUAUUUGUAUUAUUAUUAUUAUUAUAUAGAAAAAUUACUUGUAUU
Vicia villosa (hairy vetch) is the source of this 770-nucleotide messenger RNA. Its product is annotated as transcriptional regulator TAC1-like. The transcript has a single exon. The record is from RefSeq and is a predicted model, not a curated record. Bases 109 to 594 code for a protein of 161 amino acids. Lineage: Eukaryota; Viridiplantae; Streptophyta; Magnoliopsida; Fabales; Fabaceae.